Messenger RNA from Ascochyta rabiei, 669 nucleotides. RefSeq lists its product as uncharacterized. Gene Ontology annotation, biological process: fatty acid beta-oxidation. Gene Ontology annotation, molecular function: enoyl-CoA hydratase activity; delta(3)-delta(2)-enoyl-CoA isomerase activity. Gene Ontology annotation, cellular component: peroxisome. The transcript is spliced from 2 exons. Lineage: Eukaryota; Fungi; Ascomycota; Dothideomycetes; Pleosporales; Didymellaceae. The coding region runs from base 1 to 669 and encodes 222 amino acids. The record is from RefSeq and is a predicted model, not a curated record.
AUGAAAAAACCGCCUGAGAACCGGCUCAACGUGAAGUUUACACAAGAGAUAGUGUGCACACUAAGAGACAUUGAGCGAGAGUUGGGCUCCGACUCGGAAGGCUGCGUCGUCACUCGAGGUAACGAUGAGAAGUUUUGGUGCACGGGGUUGGAGCUGGAUGAGUCUGACACCAAUCCGCACGCAAACAGUGAUGGCUUCUUCCCACUCCUUGCCACACUCCUCGACUAUCCAUUCCCUACGAUUGCGCUCCUAACCGGGCACACCUUCGGUGGCGCCUGUCCCUUUGCCCUAGCACACGACUACCGAAUCAUGAACUCUAACCGUGGCUUCUUCAGUAUGCCUCCCGUCGACCUUGGCCUCCACUUCCCCGGCAUCGGAUACCUCCCACGUUUGAAAUUGCGACCACAAGUCGCGCGAAAGAUGCUACUUGAGGCGCAUCGGUGGACGGGGAAAGAGGCACUGGAGGACGGUAUCGUAGACCAAAUCGCUGAUCCAAAAACGAUGCUGGACGUUGCGCUAAAGAAGGCAAGAGAGGUGCAAGGAAAGGCCAAGAUGGGCGUGUACAGCUUGCUGAGAAACGAGCUGUGGGGUGAAGCGGCGGAGAGGAUUAGGGGAAUAUGUUAUGUGCAUGGACGGCGGACUACGGCACCGGCCAAAGCAAAGAUAUGA